Messenger RNA from Argentina anserina (silverweed cinquefoil), 1425 nucleotides. RefSeq names its product transcription factor-like protein DPB. Gene Ontology annotation, cellular component: nucleus; transcription regulator complex. Bases 63 to 1097 code for a protein of 344 amino acids. Gene Ontology annotation, biological process: regulation of transcription by RNA polymerase II; regulation of cell cycle. The record is from RefSeq and is a predicted model, not a curated record. Lineage: Eukaryota; Viridiplantae; Streptophyta; Magnoliopsida; Rosales; Rosaceae. The transcript has 9 exons. Gene Ontology annotation, molecular function: RNA polymerase II transcription regulatory region sequence-specific DNA binding; DNA-binding transcription factor activity, RNA polymerase II-specific.
CUCCAUAGUCCAGACUCCAGACUAUUGAAGAAGCACAAGGCGGCAGCAGUUCGUUUGAUUUGAUGGGGACCAGGUCUCAGCAACCGAACCCAGCUGACGACGAUGACGACAUCCCCGGCGGUCAGUCCGUCUCCAUGAGCGGCAGCAUGGGCUCCCCCUCCAGCCGUAGCGAGCAGACCGCCACCCCCGCCGGCGACACUUCUCUCCGAUUGAAUCAUCCCGACGUUAACGCUGACGAUGCUGCCACCGCUGGAAAGAAGAAGAAGAGAGGCCAACGGGCUGCAGGAGGCGAUAAGAAUGGAAGAGGACUGCGCCAAUUUAGCAUGAAAGUUUGCGAGAAAGUGGAGAGCAAGGGAAGAACCACUUAUAAUGAGGUUGCAGAUGAACUUGUGGCAGAGUUUUCAGACCCUAUCAAUGGUGUUGCAUCCCCUGAUCAGGAAUUGGUUUCACAGCAACAAUACGAUGAGAAGAACAUCAGGCGAAGGGUAUAUGAUGCCCUAAAUGUUCUAAUGGCAAUGGAUAUUAUAUCAAAGGAUAAAAAGGAGAUACAAUGGAAAGGUCUGCCUCGUACUAGCUUGAAUGAUAUUGAAGAACUGAAGACAGAGCGCUUAGGACUAAGGAGUAGGAUUGAAAAGAAAGCUGUCUAUCUGCAAGAACUAGAGGAACAGUAUGUAGGUCUUCAGAACCUGAUACAACGAAAUGAACAAUUAUACUGCUCUGGAGAUGCUCCCAGUGGGGGUGUGUCUUUACCUUUCAUUCUUGUGCAGACUCGCCCUCAUGCAACUGUUGAGGUGGAAAUUUCAGAGGAUAUGCAACUGGUGCAUUUUGACUUCAAUAGCACUCCGUUUGAGCUCCAUGAUGAUAACUAUGUGUUAAAGGCAAUGAAAUUCUGUGAGAAGCCGCAGGCUGAUGGUAAUCAUGGUAUGACACAAAACUACGUUGCAGAUGGAGGUGAAGGGUCUAGUAUGUCAGCCAUGUAUCAACAGCAGAUCCCUCCUCAGAUCCCUCUUCCUCCAAUGGUGCACACACCUGUCAGGACUCCGACCUCACCACCUCUUCCGGGAAUAAUAAAAGCCCGUGUGAAGCAUGAGCAUUGAUUAGCAACUGCAAGCAGGCCGGGCGAUGAUAUUAGCUUAUGUAAAUUGUGGAGAGUAAUUUGCAGGAAACGAAUAGUUCCAGGUCCUUCUGUGAUCUCAUUAGAUUCGCGUAGUUUAGGUUACAGCAGAUGAGUUAUCGGGGAGGGUUUGGCUCUGGCUUUCUCGGCUUUUGACUGCCCCUUGUGCAGCCAUUGUAAUUUGUUUCCUCCAAUUCUUUUAAUGUAUGCUGUUAUUACGCGCAGCUUUGUACGAGAUAUCAAAGUUUGCAUAUGUAGUAGUCAGUAGAGGAUUGUCCAACUACAAAUAGAAUCAAAUAACCAAUUUGACA